GCUUGCUGACGUGUAAAAAGCCUAAACUUAUAUCUUUUUCUAAUUAUAUUUUUGCAUAUAAGUUUUUUUUCUUUGCCCCUUUGAUCCUUGUUUGGUUUGGUUGCCCAGAAAAUUAAAAAAAUAGAUGAAGCUUUGUUGUUGUUGUUUGUGGAAGCAGAAGAAGAAUGAUGGCUUUCUUUGCGUGCUAAACACUUAGUGACCAAACUUCUUUUCUUAUUAAGGAAGGAUGAGGUUCAAGAAACGAACCAAAGUAGAAGUGUUGACCAAAUCAUCUGUUCCAUCUGGUGCUUGGCGAUCUGCUGAGAUACUAUCAGGAAAUGGGCAUUAUUACACUGUCAUGUAUGAUGGUAAUGACGGUGGUACUACAGAGAGGGUGCCGAGGAAGAGUAUGAGACCUGAGCCUCCUCCUUUACAAGUCCUACAAUCUUGGGCUCCUGGUGACGUUCUUGAGGUUUUCGAACGCUGUUCGUGGAAGAAGGCAAUAGUUUCCAAGGUGUUGGAGAAUGAUUGUGUCUUGGUUAGAUUACUUGGUUCCUCACUGAAGAUAAAGGCAAACAAAUCCGACAUUCGGGUUAGACAAUCUUGGCAAGACAACGAGUGGAUCACGGUCGGGCAGGGUACAUCACAGACUUCAACAGGAAAGUUAGGGAGGAGAAAGGUGAAUCUGAAAGGGGAGUAUGUUUCAUCUGAGAGCAAAGACAAGCUCAAUGAGUCUCAUGUAUUUUCAACUAAAGGUCCAAAGAAACGGACCUAUUCUUUGGUUGAACCACACAAAGAAGAACAAGAAGACGAUAGAGAGAGUGUUGCAUCUUCUGUUGGCAGUUGUAACAUGGACAUGGACGGUUUAAGCACUGUCUCUUUCGGUCCCAUAGAAACCGGUAAUUCUAGUGACACAGAGUCAUCCUCUUGUGUCUACACAAGCAUCAAGAUCAAGAAGUAUAACUUUCCAGCAAACAGCUCAGAAGCUGCUGAUGUUGUUCACAUGCUAGAGUUGGAUGAAUACCGAUCCAGCAUUGAGAGACUGCACGCAUCAGGACCCAACAUAACAUGGGAACAAGAAACCUGGAUCACAAAUCUCCGCUUGAGAUUGAACAUAUCAAAUGAGGAACAUCUGAUGCAGAUAAGAAACCUCAUCUCUGUUGAUAACAGUACUACUUACAGAUAGAAUCAUCAUUCACAACUACAACUUUGUUUUGCAUAGAAUAAAUGUUAAAGAGUAGUUCGUACAAAUGUCCCUUCUGAACAUAUUUCUUUUUUUAUUGUGGUGUUACUUGAUAGAGACCUGCAAAGUAUAUAGUAUAUGAUGAUUCCUGCAAGUUUCAUGUUUCAUAUCUCACUUUGGGUUCAAAGACAAGUCGCUGCUCUAUUCCAAAACGAUCUUAACAAUAUUCCCCCAACAUGUUAAAAAAA
Messenger RNA from Brassica oleracea var. oleracea, 1410 nucleotides. RefSeq lists its product as uncharacterized. NCBI's taxonomy places the organism in Eukaryota, Viridiplantae, Streptophyta, Magnoliopsida, Brassicales, Brassicaceae. The record is from RefSeq and is a predicted model, not a curated record. The coding region runs from base 227 to 1165 and encodes 312 amino acids. The transcript has 3 exons.